GUAUUAAAAAAUGAUUUUUUAGCGAAUAAGGUUUAUUAAUUAAUAAACUUAAAACAAAUAAUCCAAUUCUGAUUCUUCAAAAAGCCGCCAUUGCUUAUAGUAGCUCAAGCUCCAGCCAUUGUUUCCUUCAUCUCCAUCUCCAGUGGGAUUUCAUCAUGAAUUCGAGAUUUCGCUUGCAAAUUGCUACUGUUUUAAGGUAUAAUUACUUCUCAAUUCGCACAAUUUCCAGCUCCAUUGACGACGAAGCUCUUAGAAUCCAAUUCCUUCUGAAGAACCAUUUCCACGAAGCUUCGGAAUCAGUCGAGCGCCGCCUCGAGCAAUUGAAGCCCCCACUCUCGCACGAAUUGGCCCUCAAUGUGCUCAAACGCCACCGCUCCGACUGGAAAUCCGCCUACACAUUCUUCCGCUGGCUCUCCGAUUCAUCCGGCUACGCUCCGGAAACCUCCAUCUACAACGAGAUCGUCGACAUCCUUGGCCAAAACCGCCGCUUCGACGAGCUCCGCCAACUGCUCGACGAAAUGCCGAGGAGAAAAAAAUCGAUGGAUGAACGGACGUAUGCCGUUGUGGUCAGCAGAUUAGCCGCCGCUCACAUGGUCGAUGAAGCAAUCCAGUUCUUCGAUGGCAUGGAAGAAUCAGGCCUCCGCCGCGAUCUCCCCGCAUUUCAGACGCUGCUGCUGGCGCUGUGCCGGUACAAGCACGUGGAAAGGGCGGAGUUUCUCUUCCGCGUUAGGAAGAGUGAGUUUGCUACGGAUAUAAAGACGUGGAACAUCGUGUUGAACGGAUGGUGCGUGCUGCGGAGCUUGCCCGAUGCCAAGAGGUUUUGGAGGGACAUUCUCGCGUCGGAUUGCAAGCCGGAUAGAUACACCUAUGGCAUCUUCAUCAACUCGUUGUGCAAAUCCGGGAAGGCGGGAAGAUCGCUGGAGCUGCUGAGGGCAAUGUGGGAGCAGGGAUGCAGCCCGGAUGCGGCCAUAUGCAACACUGUCAUCGACGGGCUGUGUUUCAAGAAGAGGAUCCCCGAGGCUCUUGAGGUUUUCAGAGAGAUGAGAAGGAAAGGAUGCUCACCGGAUAAUGCUACGUACAACUCGUUGAUCAAGCAUCUCUGCAAGAUUCAGAGGAUGGAGGUGGUGGAGGAGCUCGUUAAGGAGAUGGAGGAGACGGGUGGUGCCUGUGCGCCGAAUGCUUUGACGUACGGGUUCCUUCUGAGGGCUGCGAGGAACGUUGAGCAUGUUGACAGGAUUUUGGAGAGGGUUAAGGAGAGCGGGUGUGAGGUUGGAGGGGACUUUUACAACAUGGUUUUGAGGUUGUUUGUGGGAUGGGGGGAUGAGGAGAGGGUGGGGUUUGUUUGGGGUGAGAUGGAGAGGAGGGGAGUGGGGCCCGAUCGACGGUCAUACACGAUUGUUGUGCACGGGCUUUGUGAGAUGGGUAGGGCCGGGGCUGCGUUGGAGUAUUUUGCUGAGAUGGAGUGCAAGGGUAUGUUUCCCGAGCCUCGAACGAAGAUGUUGGUGGAGGAGAUGAGAUGCAAGUUGAGUGAAGGAGAGAGGGGGAGUGAGAGAAGAUUGAGAAAAGGGAAUGGUUUAGUUAAACAAGUCAAGAAAGCUAGGUAGCAUUGUUAAUUAGGGCUUGUUUUGUUUGGUGGACAGGAUAUAGCAAGAUAGUUAAUUCGGGAUGAGAAUUUCGGGCCGAAGAGAGAGGAUGAUGGAGGCAGUAAGGAGGUAGAAAGAUAGAUUUUUGGCCCCGUCCUGCUCUAAUUGAAGCAUUUUCCUUUUGUGGGACGUUUCUAAAACUCGCUACUUUGUUGGAUUACUUGCAAUUUCGAACCUGAUAUAAGCAUCUACGAUCUGUAACUUGAUCGAAGAAAGCUUCCUUUCGAGUUAAGCUGCGUGCUCUCAACAGGUUACGAGAUUACAACCAUCAUCUCAACCCAGCAAUCUGAUUUGCCUGUUGAUGCUGCUGAUCAGAUUGGGGGAAAAGCUGUUCUACAUAGACCCAACCAAAAGGUAAACCGAACGAAUUUGUCACAGUUAUACGUUCUCCUACGAUAAACUGUCGUUGCAGCUAAACUUGAACUCCAGCUUCUUGAUUUCAGAAAGUGAUUCAUUGCUACAUACUCGUAGUCGGGACGUAAGGCGAGGGAGAUUCAUACAACUAUAUGGAAACAUACAUUCUGUUCUUUGCUGUGGUUUCUUGAGUGAAAUGGUCUUGUUCAGAUUUUAUCAUUGAGCUACUGAAAUUCAUUUUCUUAAUAGGAGUACUCUUUUGCACUAAAUCCAUUUGGUUUCAUUGAUGUUUAAUCUUGUUAGAGGCAUUUCUUUCAUUCUGUGAUGGCUGUGAAGUUGAUAUACCUUUUCAAAUUCUCUAUAUAGUACAUUGGCCUCGGUCGUGAGACGAGGGCCGAGCUAUGGACCUUGCACAGGGAGGACUCCUCGACUCGAUUGUCUUGAGUUUGUUUUCCUUGUAGCUUUCAUCUUCCUGCAAUUUUAGUUGUAAUAUGCAACACACAACAAGUGUUCUACA
Messenger RNA from Salvia hispanica, 2514 nucleotides. The record is from RefSeq and is a predicted model, not a curated record. Lineage: Eukaryota; Viridiplantae; Streptophyta; Magnoliopsida; Lamiales; Lamiaceae.